Messenger RNA from Metarhizium album ARSEF 1941, 1782 nucleotides. RefSeq names its product amino acid transporter. Lineage: Eukaryota; Fungi; Ascomycota; Sordariomycetes; Hypocreales; Clavicipitaceae. Gene Ontology annotation, biological process: amino acid transmembrane transport. Bases 1 to 1782 code for a protein of 593 amino acids. The transcript is spliced from 4 exons. Gene Ontology annotation, cellular component: vacuolar membrane. Gene Ontology annotation, molecular function: amino acid transmembrane transporter activity. The record is from RefSeq and is a predicted model, not a curated record.
AUGGAGAAUUCCGAGCAAGUCGCAGAGCACAAGGCUCACCGUCACAACUCUCAGGGAAUCGUACGGGAUGACAAGGUCGAGCCGGCGGGCGCCGGCGCAGGAAUCCCUCCCCGACUGCGAGGUCUUCACGACCCAGACGUCUCGUUCCAAGAAUACCAACACUAUGCUCGAAUCACGCGUACCGAACAGGACGCGUUGCCCGAGCAAACGCACAAGAAGGGCCUUUUGCAUUAUCUGGUGCCGAAUCUGCAAAGGCUGGAAACAGGGCCUGCCGAGGUGGCCGUCCGCUCAGAUCUGAACACGUCGGAUGUCGAGCAGCGCAGGCUGAUUUCCGACGAGGAGUGGACAAACGCCUCGAGGGCCCUGAGGACGGCCGGGACGGGUGCGGUUUUCUACCUCAUCACCACAGAUAUCCUAGGGCCCUUUGGCUUGCCCUAUGCCUUUGCAACCACGGGCUGGGGGCCGGGUACUGCGCUCUACACCGUCUUUGGCGCCAUGGCGGGUUUCUCUGGAUAUCUGCUGUGGGACUGCUUCAUGGGCCUCGACUCGUUCCAAUUCCCCGUCAAGUCCUUUGGCGACAUUGGGUUCCGCGUCUACGGGACGUGGUGCCGCCACCUGCUCAACAGCCUCCAGGCCAUCCAGCUCAUCUGCAACGUCGGCGCCAUCAUCAUAUCCAACGGCGAGGCGCUGUCGGAAGCCGCGCGGUUCAGGCUCUGCUACGCCAUCUGCUGCCUGGUCUGGGCUCUUGCCGGCUUCGUGCUGGGCCAGAUCCGCACCCUGCAACGGUUCGCCUGGCUUGCCAACGCCGCCGUCUUCAUCAACCUCGUCAUCAUGUUCCUGACCAUGGGCGCCGCCGCCCACUCGCCGCCGCUCUACUCGGCGUCGGCCUCGUCGGCAGGAUACACCAUCCGCCACUCGCUGGUGACGCCCGUCGGCGGAGUCUACCCCCCGGUCCAGCACAGCGCGGGCCUGCCUGACGAGAACAACUUCGCGGCCUCGCUCAACGGGGCCAUGCAGGCCGUCUACUCGUACGGCGGCUGCAUGAUCUUCCCCGAGUUCAUGUCCGAGGUCAGGCGCCCCAGAGACUUUCUCAAGGGCAUGUGGUCCGCUCAGCUGUUCAUCUACGUCUGCUACAUGCUCUACGGACUCUUCAUGUACGCCUACCAGGGCCAGUACGUGCAGACGCCCGCGUAUCUCGGGAUAUCCGCCUACGGUCUGCAGACGGCAGGCAACUCCCUGGCCAUUGUGUCUGCCCUGAUUGCAGCCACGCUCUACGGAAACAUUGGCAUCAAAGUGCUCUACAACAACAUUUUCGUCGACUUCUUCAGGGCCCCGGCGCUGGAGACGAAGCACGGCAAGUACAUUUGGAUUGCCCUCGUCCCCGUCUACUGGUCCGUCGCGUACGUCAUCGGGGCCGCGAUUCCCGACUUUGCCGGCUUCACGGGCAUCGUGGCCGCCGUCUGCAUCCUGCAGUUCACCUACUCGUUCCCGCCGCUUCUGCACCUGGGAUACCAGAUCCAGAAGUCCGCCAUGGAAGGCGAGGCCGGGUUCGACCCGAGAACGGGCGCGCUCGCGGUGCGCGACGGCGGCGCCCGGCGCUGUGUCCGCGGCUUCCUCGGGCCUCGCUGCUACCUCAACGUCUUCAACCUGCUGUACUUUGUCGGGGCCAUGGCGCUGUGCGGCCUCGGCAUAUACGCUUCCGUCGAGAACCUGAUCCAGAUCUAUGCGAUUCCUCAGCUGAACGCCUUUGGGUGCAAGUCGCCGUUGGACGUCUCGGCGUAA